AUGGACGAAACAAAUUCCGAGCAGGCAUUGAUAUGCAUUCCCGGCCAAAUACUGUGUGCGUCGUCGGAAUUCACUGUCGCCGGUGAGGGUACGUACGAGAAGCUAGGAUACGUCCACGCAACCCUCGCCGGCAUCGUACAGAUGAAGAAGCGCGAGAAAAACACCUACAUCUCGGUGGUAUCCUUUGGCGGUGGAGCUACGGUACCGGUUAUUGGUGACAUUGUAACGGCCCGAAUCACGGCAGUGCAACACCGGAUGUCUAAAUGUCGUAUACUGUGCAUUGGAAAAACGCCACUAAACCGCACGUUACGUGGGAUUAUUCGCAAAGAGGAUGUUCGAGCCACGGAGGUGGAUCGUGUCGAGAUGCACAAGUGUUUCCGGCCGGGAGAUAUCAUUCUGGCGCGUGUAUUGCAUCAAAUUGAACUGAACGUGUUCCACCUUUCGACAGCGGACAACGAGCUAGGCGUCGUGGUUGCCCUAUCUCCCAGCUCACGUGCCACGUGGGGCGCAGAACCUAUUCCGAUGGUACCAAUCUGCUGGACUGAAGUGCAGUGUCCCGUAACGCUCGUGAAAGAACCGAGAAAAGUGGCCAAAGUGGUGCCAGAAAAGGGAGAGGCGCUUAAAAAGAAUCUAGAGCUGUUUUAA
Messenger RNA from Anopheles nili, 645 nucleotides. RefSeq names its product exosome complex component CSL4 (gene Csl4). NCBI's taxonomy places the organism in Eukaryota, Metazoa, Arthropoda, Insecta, Diptera, Culicidae. Gene Ontology annotation, biological process: RNA processing. Gene Ontology annotation, molecular function: RNA binding. The record is from RefSeq and is a predicted model, not a curated record. The coding region runs from base 1 to 645 and encodes 214 amino acids. Gene Ontology annotation, cellular component: nuclear exosome (RNase complex); cytoplasm. The transcript has a single exon.